AUGACUUGUGCGAGGGGUAAUGUUCCUGAGCCUCUGAUUGCCUUCAUUGUGGAUCGCUAUCUCUGUCGCAACCAAUUCUCCCAAACGCGAGCGACCUUUCGCAAUGAAGCUUCGACACUCUUUGCCGAUUCACCAGUAAACGAGAAUUUGUUGAGUUUGGAGGGGAUUGUGGAUCAGUAUAUAUUUAUGAAGAAACAGAACAUACUGCUGGAUAAAGAAAAUGUCAUGCUGAUGCAAGAGAAACAUAGAAUCGAAAUGUUGUUGCAAGACUUGCAGAAUGCUUUGGAUAGUUUCAAUGCAAGAUCAUCACCCUUGUCCAAUGCCCCAACCAUGAUACAAAAUUCUGCAGUUGUUCCUCCAAUGCAAUAUUCUAAUAGAAAUAUUCCAGUUGUCUCUACAAGCACGGUUUUUCCUAUGCAAAAUACCAUGUCAUUGACACCUGAACCCAUGGAGAAUGUAAGCUUGUCAUCACCUAUGAUUAGAGUGCCUGACAAAAAGAGAAAAGAUACUCCAACAGUAGAUGGGUGUACAGUUGCAAAGAAACCACGUGGUAGACCACCUGGUAGUAAAAAUCAAGUCCAAGGUAUAAACACAUUGGUACCAACUCCAAGUAAUAAAGUAGAUUUUGGAUCUUCUUCUGCAACAACUCAGUCAUUGGUAGGGAAUGAUGCUCUCAGGGGAUCACCAAUUUCAACUAAUUCAGUUUCCAAAACACUCUGCAUAAUCCAUUCUAACCAAUGUGAUACACAAGUGUCCCUACCUUCUGAUGUAUCCCAGCCCAUUGAGAUUUCUCCUGCUGCAGCAUGUAAUGGGAAGGUCAUUGCCUCUGAGUCUGACAAGGACAAGGAUAGAGACAUUUGGGAGCACCUGGAUUUUUCAAACAUAGGAUUGGACGAGUGGUUCAAAAUUGAUUUUUCAACUUUGAAGUACAAUAGUCAUUAG
Molecule: messenger RNA, 942 nt
Organism: Vigna unguiculata (cowpea)
Lineage: Eukaryota; Viridiplantae; Streptophyta; Magnoliopsida; Fabales; Fabaceae
Source: RefSeq, a predicted model, not a curated record